Molecule: messenger RNA, 621 nt
Organism: Arachis ipaensis
Lineage: Eukaryota; Viridiplantae; Streptophyta; Magnoliopsida; Fabales; Fabaceae
Source: RefSeq, a predicted model, not a curated record
CAAAACGGCAGAAAUUGCUGGAGAACCAAAAACCCUAAAUCGUACGAGAAGAGCGAAUUUGGGAGCUAGGGUUUAAGCUUUCGAUCAGUUUCGAAGAAAUCAGAAGAGGAGGCAGCCAUCAUGUUCCCAGGAAUGUUCAUGCGGAAGCCAGAUAAAGCUGCGGCAUUGAAGCAGCUGAAAUCUCACGUCGCCAUGUUCGGUGCUUGGGUUGUCGUCGUUCGAGUCACCCCUUACAUUCUUCACUUUCUCAACCGCGACAAAGACAACCUCGAGCUCAGGCUCGAGCUAGUCUCUUCUUAAUUUGUGCAGCUGUCUUGAUGUGGAGGAAUAGGUGCUUGGGUUCGGAAAGAAUUUAUGGGAAUUAUGUUUCAAUGUAACCCUGCAAAUCAUUAGUCCAUCUCAUAAUGUUGCUUGCUAGUUUAAAAUUAUUAAAUUAAUAUUCCAUUUACAUUUGGUCAUUUGGAAUGGUGAGUAGACACUGUAUGGCUGUUUAACCACAUUGAUAAACCGUGUGAUGUGAAGGGUUUUUUUCUUUUUUUCUUUUCUUUUUUUUUUUUAAAAAACCAAAUGAAACAAAGAGAACAUUUGAGGCAGAGUACGUAUACGCAUAAAAUUUUAUUA